Adineta ricciae is the source of this 669-nucleotide messenger RNA. NCBI's taxonomy places the organism in Eukaryota, Metazoa, Rotifera, Eurotatoria, Adinetida, Adinetidae. The record is from the annotation of a GenBank genome assembly.
AUGACAUCACAUCGAAUUCGAUCAUAUGAAACAACGUAUCAACGAGAAUAUUCAAUUGUAAGAAAAGCAACAAAUAUCGAUGAAGGUGUUCCAGCAGGCCAACGAUUUUUAAUCGGAUGUCCCUAUGAAUUAAAUGAACCGGUGGGUAUAACAUCAUACACAGAUGAUUAUCCCGAGAAAACUAAUAUACAACGAGAACCAAUUAUUCGACCGAAUACGCCUCGAGCUAAUCGACCACAUACGCAUCCACAAUUUCCUUACAUACCACGACAAUCAGUGAUUACCUCUUCAGAUAUUACGGAAAAGAUUAAACAAGCGCUGAAAAGUCAAUUCACUACAACUUAUCGCACAGAUUUCCUUGGAGCUCCACAAGGCUUCCCUCUCCCAUUAGCUUACAAUUCGUCACGAUCAUUUUGGCGUAAUCGAGCUUAUCAGCCUUCAAAUAGUGAACAAAAGUGUUCUCUUCGACCAACAACAGCUCCUGUUGGUCGUUAUGCUUACACUCGUCGUGCUCCGGCAGAAGCAAUUAUUCCACUGACAUUACCUAUGUGGAGAAAAGGAUCUUCUCAAACAUCGUACAAAACCGAAUUUAGUGAAAAAGCGCCAUCUGAACUUUACAUGAAAAACUUCGUUGAUCAUUUUAGUGGACCUAUGGAUCAACAGAAAUAG